Molecule: messenger RNA, 2879 nt
Organism: Crotalus tigris (Tiger rattlesnake)
Lineage: Eukaryota; Metazoa; Chordata; Lepidosauria; Squamata; Viperidae
Gene: PGP
Product: phosphoglycolate phosphatase
Exons: 2
Coding region: 278-1219 (313 amino acids)
Cellular component (GO): cytoplasm
Molecular function (GO): sn-glycerol 3-phosphatase activity
Source: RefSeq, a predicted model, not a curated record
GCAGGGGCGGGGCCUGCGCGGCGUUACCGCCAAUGGUUGGCAAAGGCCGGACGGUUUUCCUCUUCGCUCGGCCAACCGACGCGCGCCUCGUCCCGGGCAGCCAAUCAGCGGCGCCGGAUCCGGUUUCCGGAGGCUUCUCCGAAGCCCUCGUGCGCGGACGAGCAGGAGACGGGGCCGCACGGGGGCGGGCCGCCCCGCCCCCCCCCAGCCAAUCAGCGCGGCCGGAGCUCGUGAGGCGCUGAGGCGCGGCGCCCGUCCUCUCAUCUGCCCUCCCGCGAUGGCGGCCAAGGAGUGUCGGCGGCUGGACGCGGCGCUGGCGCGGCAGGUGCUAUCCGAGGCGGAGGCGCUCCUCUUCGACUGCGACGGCGUGCUGUGGCGGGGCGAGGCGCCGCUGCCCGGCGCGGCCGAGACGCUGCACCGGCUGGAGGCGCGCGGCGCGAAGCGGCUCUGCUACGUGACCAACAACUCCUCGCGGACGCGCCAGGCCUACACCGAGAAGCUGCGGCGCCUGGGCUUCCCGCCCGCGGAGCCCAGCCAGGUCUUCGGCUCCGCCUACUGCGCCGCGCGCCACCUGAGCCGCGCGCUGCCGCCGGGCGGCGCCGCCUACGUGCUGGGCGGGCCGGCGCUGAGCGCGGAGCUGGAGGCGCUGGGCGUGGCGCACCUGGGCGUCGGCCCCGCCCCCGAGCCCGGCUCCGCCCACUUCGGCGCGCGCGCCCCGCUGGAGCCCGCCGUGCGCGCCGUGCUGGUGGGCUACGACGAGCACUUCGGCUACGGCAAGCUGUGCCUGGCGCUGCGCUACCUGCUCCGCGGGGACAGCGACGGGCGCGGCUGCCUGCUGGUGGGCACCAACCGUGACAACCGCCUCCCGCUGGAGGGCGGCAGCGCCGUGCCCGGGACGGGCUGCCUCGUCAAGGCAGUGGAGACGGCUGCAGAGCGGGAAGCAUUCAUUGUGGGCAAGCCCAGCCGAUUCAUGUUUGAGUGCGUGGCCAGCGAGUUUAAGAUUAACCCUGCGCGCACCAUCAUGGUUGGUGACCGCCUGGACACAGACAUCCUCAUGGGCAACACCUGCGGGCUGACAACCCUCCUCACUCUCACGGGGGUCACAACCCUGGAUGAGGUCAAAGGCCAUCUCAACAGUGACUGUCCUGAGCGCAAAAGCCUGGUCCCUGAUUACUACGUAGAUAGCAUAGCAGACCUCCUCCCUGCUCUCACCGAUUAAGAAAGGGAGGUGUUCCAGCUCUACAGAGAUCUUUCUUCACCCCAAGCCACCCACAGUCUCUUCAGGCUGGUAGUAUUUUCUCAGUUACUACGGUGCACACAAUUGCUGCUUGCAAAAGUAAGAAGAUUUUCAUGCGCAGCAUUUAAAUUGAGUUCUCUGUUUACAGGUUCCUCUUAAAAAUGCACUUUGAAAGAAAGAGAGGGAAGUGUGUGUGUGUGUGUCUAUCGGCUUACGGACACAUCAGCUGUGUCUGGCUGGUGUUCAGGUAUCAGGGUAGAGGCCUGUUCAGCUGAGCAGAAGGGACUGAGCAGGCUUCUGUUUAAACCUUGCACUGUGGUGUUUUGUAAUGCAAUCUUUGGCAAUUCAGGGAAUUGAGCAGUUUAAGGGCAGCUGCUCUGGUAUCUGAGACUUGAUUUUAAGAUUGGUUUUUAUGAUUACUUAGGUUCUGGUUCAAAUAUUUCAGGGGAAUGGAAAUCAUUGUUUAUCCAUUGGUAAUGCUUUUGCUCCUACCCAGUGGCAUUUGCAUUGCUUUAUAUGCAAAACAAGAGUUACACCACCAUGCUUCAUAUAUUUCUCUAGAAAUUCUCUAGAAUUUCUGAUUAUAUCUAUUUUAAAAUAUAUACAUAUAUUGGUCAAGAAGCGUGUAACAAAAGUCCAUUCAGAAAUCGGAUCAUCAGAUUGAAUCAUAUUUGAAUUACUUGAUUAAUGUCAGGAAAGACUGCUGAGUUCAUUUAUCAGUCAGCAAUAGUGGGAAUUUUUCAUGGCAACAGUGAAUUUACUAGCAUUUUGUUCUUCGGGGUCAUAAAGGUUUUUUUUCCUGAAGACAUUUUGAAGUCAGUGUUGAUGAAGCAACUUACAUUAACAUAUUUAAUGCUUCCUGUUGAAAUCUUCUGGGUUGAUGGUGGGACACACAAAAAAUCUUGCAGAUCUGCCUUGGCACUUGCUGAAAACAGGUGUACAGACCAUUUCGCCUUGUCCGUUUGCAGUAAACGUGAUUGCACUUUUCAAGUACUGAAGUAGUUUUCUUCUUGCAGAAUCAGUUGCCAGCUUGUCAUCUUUAAAAUGUACGUAGACAGACAUUUUUUAAGAAAUUGGGGAUCAAGGAAAGAUGCUUCUUUUUUGCUUCAUACAUAUUUCAAACAGUUAUCUUGCCUCGGCAGCAUUUUCAAUAUUGAAGGUGCUUGAAAUUUCUCACUUUUUCAUACAGCAAUAAUUGCGUUGUCUAUAGUGGAAGACAUUCUGUGGUUAUAAAUUAUGUUAAUCUCUCCACCUCUUUCGAAGCGCUAAAAAGUAGAUUAUUACGUCUUCAAAUAAUUUUUCUCUUUUUUUCUUUUAAGUUUAUCAUUUGUAAGUCUAAAGAUUGUUCUUUACUUUUGAUUAUGUAAACUGUGUGAACCAAUUUAAAAAGAAUGGAUCUCUUGGGAGGAUUUGUGCUUGGGCAGUUCCAGAGAGAUUCAGGACCGUGUCAAAUCUACAUUAAAUGUUUAGAUCCUCUGAACAGUUGCUCAGACAUGUUGGCCACAAAGUGGAACCGACCAUCUGCUUUCAUUAUAUCUUCUUAUCAAAGCUGUAUUGUAAAACUCCCAAACAGGCGCUGUAGAACUGUUCCUAACUUCAAUCCAGACCUUGAGUCAUAAUUAAACAUAACUCUUGCUUCCUU